Messenger RNA from Notolabrus celidotus (New Zealand spotty), 1583 nucleotides. Its product is annotated as 12-(S)-hydroxy-5,8,10,14-eicosatetraenoic acid receptor-like. The coding region runs from base 287 to 1321 and encodes 344 amino acids. The transcript has 2 exons. The record is from RefSeq and is a predicted model, not a curated record. NCBI's taxonomy places the organism in Eukaryota, Metazoa, Chordata, Actinopteri, Labriformes, Labridae. Gene Ontology annotation, molecular function: G protein-coupled receptor activity. Gene Ontology annotation, biological process: G protein-coupled receptor signaling pathway. Gene Ontology annotation, cellular component: membrane.
UGGAGGGAUCACUGCCUCUCCAGCUUUCACAACACAGGACAGAAACAGUAGAGUGACUUUGGGAAAGCAGAGACACGCACGAGGACUUGAGGAGAAUUCAAGACCUGAAGAGAGAGGAGUACGAGUGUGAAGGAACUUGUUUGGCAGGAUUUUUCAGUGUGUGUGUGUGUGUGUAGAGUGAGACUUCUGAUCUGUGAAGUGAUUUCCUCCUCAGUAUAGAAAGGAUUACUUUGCUCAUUGCAUGCAGGACGGAUUUAACUCCAACUUGUGAUAUCUUAAAGUUUUGAUGCAAAUGCAUGUGACUGCAAAAAUGGCGAACUCUACCUUCCAGCUCAUUGAGGACUGUGAAGCCACUCACAAGGGGCUGUAUAAGUUCUAUGCAGCUGUCAUGAUUGUGAUUUUCAUCCUGGCGUUGCCCCUGAACGCCUCAGUCCUCCACCUCUUCAUCUUCAAGCUGAAGUUCUGGAAAACAAACACCAACAACGUCUUCCUCUUCAACCUGGUGUUGGCCGACAUCCUGCUGCUCUUCUGCUUGCCCAUCAAGGCGUACAACUUCAUCCACGGAGAGCGGAGGAGCACGGACGACACGGUGUGCAAAGCCAUGCUCUUCAUGCUGUUUCUGAACCGUGGAGCCAGUAUCGCCUUCCUCACCGUGACCUCCAUAGAUCGGUACUUUAACGUGGUGCACCCGGGUCGGAAGAAUCUCCUGCGAGCUCUCAAGAAGUCUCCUCAGAUCUCGAUCCUCAUCUGGCUGCUUCUUCUGCCCCUCACCAUCCCCACCAUGCUCAAGAACUUUGACUGCUGCAACAGCCACAAGAGCGACGGUGCCAAAGACGACACGUUGAUCAAGGAUUUGGUGGACAGCAUGCGAGAGGUGGUCUUCUUCACCCAGAUCCUCAUCCCCUUCGUCAUCCUGGUCUACUGCACGGUGCACAUCGUCAACCGGCUCCGGAAGAAGACCAUCGGGGACAGAACCAAGCUGAAGAGAGCCGUGUUCCUGGUGACCUCCGUCAUGGUGGUCUUCUCCUUCUGCUUCCUCCCCUGCACCAUCGCCAGGAUGGUCCUGCUGAUCGCCCGGGUGGAGGAGUGGGAGGAGUCCUACCAGGAUAAAGCCGCCGUGGCCUUCGACGGCCUCAUGGUUCUCUCCUACAUGGACUGCCUGCUGGAUCCGCUCGUCUACUGCUUCUGCAGCACCAAGUUUAAAGCUCUUUAUCGCUCCAGUUACUUCCCAUUCUUGAAAAGCGAAGCGGUGCCACUCGACAGCUCGACGGGGACCGGGACUGGGGCUGCGACCCACACAACACGCACUAAUGCCAUUUGAACAUCAGGGAAAAGGGAGGAUGACAACAGACAGAUACUACCUGUGAUGGACACUGUGCCCCAAAAACUGUGACAUUUUAAGAGAAGGGGACUCAGAGAUUAUUUAAGUGUUUUCUUUAGAUUGUUGAAUUUGAAUUCUUACGAGGUACGUGUGUAAAUAGACGGGGCUGUUUCUUUUUCUUUCUUUCUUUCUUUUAAAGUUAUGUUUUUGGGCUUUUCGCCUUUAUGAUAGGACAGCUGAUGAGAGACAGGAAAUGUGGGGA